Nycticebus coucang (slow loris) is the source of this 1914-nucleotide messenger RNA. It is a transcript of the gene TNIP2, whose product is annotated as TNFAIP3 interacting protein 2. Bases 63 to 1340 code for a protein of 425 amino acids. The transcript is spliced from 6 exons. Gene Ontology annotation, molecular function: K63-linked polyubiquitin modification-dependent protein binding. Lineage: Eukaryota; Metazoa; Chordata; Mammalia; Primates; Lorisidae. Gene Ontology annotation, biological process: regulation of transcription by RNA polymerase II; cellular response to lipopolysaccharide. The record is from RefSeq and is a predicted model, not a curated record.
AAGGCCGGCGGUUGCCGGGCGGGGCGCAAAAGCUGCCCCGGACGCGCGCCUCCUCGGGAGUCAUGUCGUACCCUGACGCGGGGUCUGGCGGACCGGAGGGGACCCCGCGCGUGGCCGCCGAGCUCUGCGGUCUGUACCAUGAGGCGGAGCAGCGGCUGCAGCGCCUGCAGGACCAGCUGGCGGCUCGCGACGCCCUCAUCGCGCGCCUCCGUGCCCGCCUGGCGGCGCUCGAGGGGGACGCGGCGCCGUCGCUCGUGGACGCGCUCCUGGAGCAGGUGGCGCGCUUCCGGGAGCAGCUGGGGCUGCGGGACCGCGGCGCCGCCGAGACCCCGAUGCGCCAGGAAAUUGAGAGACUUACUAAGCGAAUAGAAGAAAAAGAGAAGGAGGUCCAGCAGCUUUUGAGCCAGCCACAACACGAGCGAGAAAAGGAGCUUGUCUUGCUGAGGAGGAGCGUGGCCGAGGAGGGGCGGGCCCGGGCCGCCAGUGAUGUUCUGUGCCGCUCCUUGGCCAAGGAGACCCACCAGCUGCGGAGGACACUGGCUGCCACUGCACACAUGUGCCAGCAUCUGGCCAAGUGUCUGGAUGAACGACAGCAUACACCAGGGGAUGUUGGGGAGAAAAGUCCUGACAAGCCAGAGCAUACAGGCAGGGACACCUCUGUCCAGAAUGUUAUUGAGGAGUUACGGGAGGAAAAUCGCCUGUUGAAACAGAAGGUGCUUCACGUGGAAGACCUCAAUGCCAAGUGGCAGCGUUACGACGCCAGCAGGGACGAGUAUGUGAGGGGGAUCCACGCGCAGCUGCGGGAGCUGCAGGCCCCCCAAGAGCCUGAGCUGAUGAGGAAGGAGAUCUUCCGGCUCAACAGACAUCUGGAGGAGAAAAUAAACGCCUGUACGGAAGUGAGGCGGGAGCUGGCGGCUGUGCGGACGGCCCGGGAUGCUGCUCUGGAGCGGGUGCAGAUGCUGGAGCAGCAGAUUCUUGCUUACAAGGAUGACUUCCUGUCAGAGAGGGCAGAUCGGGAGCGGGCUCAAAGUAGGAUUCAAGAGCUGGAGGAAAAGGUCAUCUGUCUGCUGCACCAGGACUCCCAAGAGCCAGACCCCGGCCGGAUGCAAACUGGGAACAAAGCUGCCAAGUACUUGGAAGCUGAUGCACUGGAGCGUGUGGUGCCCAGUGGCUGGAGGCCUGGGCCUGGGUCCCAGCAGCUAGAAGCCUCUGCAGAGGGCAGACACCCCAGCGCAGUGCAGAGAGGCCAGGGGGACCUGCAGUGCCCUCACUGCCUGCAGAGCUUCUGUGAUGAGCAGGGUGAGGAACUUCUCAGGCACAUAGCCGAAUGCUUCCAGUAGCUGCAACCCAGGCAGCCACCCCAGAGACAGCCCAGACGCAGUGGGCUGAGCUCUCCUGAGAUCAAAGCCCCUUGAACAGGUGGGUCAGAGAAAGCUGCCAGCAGGGCUAGGGGUGGAGGCAGAGACCCGGUCAGGAGCACCAUGGGGGUGAUGCAACAGACUCAUGUCUUUGUCAUGCUGAAGCCAGAAUGAUCAUCUGCUGUUGGCCCCACCUCAGCCUGCACCUGGGGUGCUGCAGCUUGUGAGAAAGGCGCAGCUGCCACACAUGGAGUCACAUGUGCGGUAUCCAGGGUAGAAACCUCAUCUUCUUCUUUAGCGUAAAGUAUCCCCUCCUUGCCUUGGAUCAGGAGGUUUGUGGAAUAUCCACUGCAGUUGCACACCCACAGGGAGCCCCAGCCAUGGCAGAGCAACGUGUCUGCAUUGAAAUUUGAAUGGGGACACACACAUCUGCCACAGAUUCUGAAUUGAAAUGGAAACUGUUGCUUUCCACUAGCAUUUAUCAUGUAUCCAUAAGUUAAAACACACUAUUUUAUAUUCAUUUAUUUUUAUAAUAAAUGUACUUGUUACUGUGACU